This is a messenger RNA of Erinaceus europaeus (western European hedgehog), 1953 nucleotides long. Its product is annotated as mucin-2-like. Bases 94 to 1953 code for a protein of 619 amino acids. The transcript has 4 exons. The record is from RefSeq and is a predicted model, not a curated record. NCBI's taxonomy places the organism in Eukaryota, Metazoa, Chordata, Mammalia, Eulipotyphla, Erinaceidae.
CAGAGAGCUGCUCAGUCCACAGCACCUUUGUCGAGCACCCCUGCUAAGGAAACAUCAACUUCUUCUCAGGGCCUGCAGACACAGAGAACAGGGAUGACUCAGAGAGGUCAAUUCAGCACCUUCUCUGUGAGAUCAACAGCCUCCUCUCCUUAUGCAACAGCUGCCAUUUCUGCUGACACCUCCUCUUCAGGGGCAACAUCACCUGCUUCACAGUCCUCUGACACCAGCUCUCCAGCAACAACCGUCACCUCCACAGUCACCUCAGGGAACAACACUGAGGCAACAUCAUUGUUAAUGACAACCAGCUUGUCACCAAGCCCCUCAGCUGGCUCAGUGACAACACAGACAGCUACUCAGUCCACAGCACCUUUGUUGAGCACCCCUGCUAAGGAAACACCAGCUUCUCCUCAGAGCCGGCAGACUCAAGGGACAGAGACGACUCAGAGAGAUCAAGCCAGCACCUCCUCCUCUGUGAGGACAACAGCUUCGUCUCCUCAUGCAACAGCUGCCAUUUCUGCUGACACCUCAUCUUCAGGGGCAACAUCACCUGCUUCACAGUCCUCUGCCACCAGCUCUCCAGCAACAACAUUCACCUCCACAGUCACCUCAGGGACCCACACUGAGGCAACAUCAUCCUUAGUGACAACCAGCUUGUCACCACGCACCUCAGCUGGCUCAGUGACAACACAGACAGCUACUCAGUCCACAGCACCUUUGUCGAGCACCACUCCUAAGGAAACAUCAACUUCUUCUCAGGGCCUGCAGACACAGAGAACAGGGAUGACUCAGAGAGGUCAAGUCAGCACCUUCUCUGUGAGGACAACAGCUACUUCUCCACAUGCAACAGCUGCCAUUUCUGCUGACACCUCCUCUUCAGGGGCAACAUCACCUGCUUCACAGUCCUCUGCCACCAGCUCUCCAGCAACAACCACAGCUACUCAGUCCACAGCACCUUUGUUGAGCACCCCUGCUAAGGAAACACCAGCUUCUCCUCAGAGCCGGCGGACUCAAGGGACAGAGACGACUCAGAGAGAUCAAGCCAGCACCUCCUCCUCUGUGAAGACAACAGCUUCUUCUCCUCAUGCAACAGCUGCCAUUUCUGCUGACACCUCCUCUUCAAGGACAACAUCACCUGCUUCACAGUCCUCUGCCACCAGCUCUCCAGCAACAACCAGAGCUGCUCAGUCCACAGCACCUUUGUCGAGCACCCCUCCUAAGGAAACACGGACUUCUUCUCAGAGCCGGCAGAUUCAAGGGACAGAGACGACUCAGAGAGAUCAAGCCAGCACCUUCUCCUCUGUGAGGACAACAGCUUCCUCUCCUCAUCCAACAGCUGCCAUUUCUGCUGACACCUCCUCUUCAGGGGCAACAUCACCUGCUUCACAGUCCUCUGCCACCAGCUCACCAGCAACAACGUUCACCUCCACAGUCACCUCAGGGACCAACACUGAGGCAACAUCAUUGUUAAUGACAACCAGCUUGUCACCACGCACCACAGCUGGCUCAGUGACAACACAGACAGCUGCUCAGUCCACAGCACCUUUGUCGAGCACCCCUCCUAAGGAAACACGGAGUUCUCCUCAGAGCCGGCAGACUCAAGAGACAGAGACGACUCAGAGAGAUCAAGCCAGCACCUCCUCUUCUGUGAGGACAACAGCUUCCUCUCCUCAUCCAACAGCUGCCAUUUCUGCUGACACCUCCUCUUCAGGGGCAACAUCACCUGCUUCACAGUCCUCUGACACCAGCUCUCCAGCAACAGCCUUCACCUCCACAGUCACCUCAGGGACCAACACUGAGGCAACAUCAUCCUUAGUGACAACCAGAAACAUCAACUUCUUCUCAGGGCCUGCAGACACAGAGAACAGGGAUGACUCAGAGAGGUCAAGCCAGCACCCACUCCUCUGUGAGGACAACAGCUUCUUCUCCUCAUGCAACAGCUGCCAUUUCUGCUGA